This is a messenger RNA of Amaranthus tricolor (Joseph's coat), 1900 nucleotides long. RefSeq names its product pleckstrin homology domain-containing protein 1. The coding region runs from base 216 to 671 and encodes 151 amino acids. NCBI's taxonomy places the organism in Eukaryota, Viridiplantae, Streptophyta, Magnoliopsida, Caryophyllales, Amaranthaceae. The transcript has a single exon. The record is from RefSeq and is a predicted model, not a curated record.
AUUGGGGGUACCACUGAAAUGCAGUGCGGUACCAUUGUAAUUUUUCAAUAGUAUAAGGGCACCAUUGAUAAUUUCCCAAAAAAAAUCAUGCAAACAUAAACAUCAAAUAAAGUAGACAAUCCAUAGAGGCUAAAAAAAAAGUAGACAAACCCAUCGGCCAUAUCUGCCUCUCUAUCAUCUAUCUCCUUCAUUUCUAAGUACCCAUAUUCCUCUGAAUGUCAAGUCUCUGGCAAGCAGCACUGAACCGGAUCACAGGGACCGAUUCAAUCGGAUCCACUCCAACUUCAGACUACGAUGGAAUCCAAUUCUGGAUCGAACCCGAACGAACUGGGUGGUUAACCAAACAAGGUGAGUACAUCAAAACAUGGCGUCGUCGUUGGUUUGUCUUAAAACAAGGAAAACUGUUUUGGUUCAAAGAAUCUAUCAUCAAUCGAACAUCUAAACCGCGUGGUGUUAUUCCGGUUUCUACUUGUUUAACCGUUAAAGGUGCUGAAGAUGUAUUGAAUCGGCAAUUUGCUUUUGAGCUUUCAACACGGUCUGAUACCAUGUAUUUUAUUGCUGAUUCCGAGAAAGAGAAGGAAGAUUGGAUUAAUUCUAUUGGUCGCUCUAUUGUUCAACAUUCAAGGUCUGUUACUGAUAGGGAAAUUGUUGAUUAUGAUAAUAAUAAUUGAUUGUUGAAUGAGUGGAUUAAUCAAUGUUUUUGUGUAUUUGAGUUAAUUUAUUGUUUUACUUUUCUGAAUCGUAUAUGGAAUUUGUGCUUCAUGUUAUGAGUAAUUGGUUUGCAUUUCUUUGAUUAUGGCGUUAAUUUUGAUGGUUUUGGUGAAAUUUGAUCAAAUCUAUGGUUUAUUCUCAUACUGAUUCUUGAAUCUCUUUUAAUUUUAGACCUAAACAUUGAAGAUUAGAUGAAUUGAAGAUUUUUUUUUAGAAAUAUGUCGACUAGGAACUAAAAUGAAACUGUUCAUGGAAAGAAAUGAGUGAAUUUAACAACCAAAUGAGCAGUUAUUAAAUAUUGAAUCUGAAAGUUCUGAAGAAUUUGUUUCUGUUGAUAGAGCAUUUAUUGGAUUCUUGUUAUCCUUUAUCCUCAUGUAAUGAAAGAAAGUUGUCAAUUUGACUAUAAUGGAGAUUUCACGUGGUGUUGCAACCUCGAUCAAGACAUCCCCUAUGCACUCCCCCCUUCUUGCCUCUUUAUUGCUCCAUCACCAUUGACACAUCUUCUCCUUUGCAUUUUCAUCAUUCUUAUCAAUGAUGUAUACCAUUGAAUGAGCUACCAAAUGAAAAGAAGCCAAGUAUGCGCAUACAAGCAAAAAGAUCAAAACUCUUGAUUGAACUAAGCAUAAGCAUAUAGAGUGAUAAAAAUGGUGUCUUGGCCACCUACUUAAUUUUCAAAUAGUACUCCUUCUGUUUCUUUUUAAAUGUUCUAUUUAUUUUUGGUUACUAUUUAUCAAUCAUUCUUAAUUUGUAUUUUAUUUUUAAUUCUCACGUUAAAAUACAGUCAAAUGAGAUCUUGUUUGAUUCGUCUCAAACUCUCAAUAUAAGGUUUAUUAAUAUAUAUUUUUAAUAUUUUUUUAAUUAUACAUAAUUAUCUAUAUUAAUUAUUGAGUUAGGAUGUUGACAACAGAUGAAGUACUAUAUUGAAAUAGAUGAAGUACUAUAUUUUACUAAAAGAUUUCAUUAAAAAAUUCAACAAUACAUUAAUAAAAUACCACCAAGAAAUUAUAAACUCGUCACUUGAUAUAAUAGAGAUUUCACGUGGUGUUGCUGCCUCGAUCAAGACAUCUCCAAUGCACCCCUUUUCUUGCCUCCUUAUUGCUCCAUCAUCAUGGCACUCAUUAUGCGCCUUCAAAAGUUAAUUUGACUCUUGCUCUAAUAGUAAUGCAAGUGGCAAUUGUAGCCAUGACCU